CCUGACUGCUGAGGUGCAGCCACCUCUGGGGUGGGGGGUAGCAGCUUUAUAGGGUGGUCAGAGACAAGCUCAAACUCUGUCUUGUGCAAACAAUGCCCUGGGCACCCUAACGUUCUGGCAGAACCCGGGUAUACAAGGUCUUGCCUGAAAAGCCUCCCCCCAUCUCCACAGUAAACUGCAGGGUUCCUACUCUGCCUAACUUUCAGGCUUGAGGGAGCUUGGGACAUUUCAGAUGCAACGUUUGGAGUGGUGAUCAUCAUCCCCUUUGGCAGCCUAGGGGGGCUGUGUUCACGAUAGUUUUACGGGCACGACAAGCACAUGGAAGAUGAAGUCCUACCAAAAGCUGGCAACAGACCUCCCACAGCCUACAGAAUCCUAUGCUGAAGAAGAGAGCAUUGAUGGGAAGCCACCCUGCCUUCGGAAGUUGUCCACUUGGUGGCUGGGUGUUGGCCUGCUGAUGAUGGUAGCCGUCUUGCUGAGUGGAGUCACCAUGUGGAUGCUCAGACAGGUGUCUGGGAGCCAGCAUGAACAGACGCCCCUGGAGAAAUGCAGCGCUGUCCCUGAGCCUCUCCGCUUUGACUGCUACCCUGAGAGGAACAUGGUGGUGACAAAAGAGCUCUGUGAGAGCAGGGGGUGCUGCUUUAUUGAACGUGACCAGCCUUUGAGGAGCAGAAGUGGGGUGCCCUGGUGCUUUUACCCCCCUGACUUCCCCAGCUACACCCUGGAGAGCCUGAACCAGACUGAGCUGGGAAUGGUGGGUUUGCUGAGGAGGAAGGUGAAGGCCUAUUAUCCCAGAGACAUUGAGAGGCUGCAGCUGAGCGUGGAGUUUGAAACAGACACUCGGUUGCACAUCAAGAUCACGGAUUCCACAAGCCCUCGAUUUGAAGUCCCCCUGGAGGUUCCUCAGGCAAUGAAGAGAGCAGAGAAUCCCGUAUACAGCCUGGAGUUCUCCAAGGAGCCUUUUGGCCUGCUGCUGAGGCGCAGAGCCUCUGGCGCUGUGCUGUUAAACACGACCGUGGCUCCCUUGAUCUUCGCUGACCAGUUUCUCCAGAUUUCGACCGUCCUCCCUUCCAAAUUUCUCUAUGGCCUUGGGGAGCAUCGGAGCAGCUUCCUGCACAGCCUGGACUGGAGCACCCUGACGCUGUGGGCCCGGGAUGUCCCUCCCACGGAGUCUUACAACCUCUAUGGAGCUCACCCAUUUUACCUGCUGAUGGAGGAAGGAGGAGCUGCUCAUGGUGUCUUCCUCCUGAAUAGCAAUACAAUGGAGGUGGCUCUGCAGCCAGCUCCUGCCUUGACCUGGAGAACCAUUGGAGGAGUUCUGGAUUUUUACAUCUUCUUGGGUCCUGAUCCCAACAUGGUCAUCCAACAGUAUCAGCAGGUGAUAGGUUUCCCUGCCAUGCCACCUUUCUGGGGGCUGGGGUUCCAUCUGUGCCGCUGGGGCUAUGGGACAAGCAAUGAAACCUGGCAGAUUGUGAAAGCCAUGAGGAAUUAUCAAAUACCACAGGAUGCUCAGUGGAAUGAUAUUGAUUACAUGGAAGGGUACCGGGACUUCACCUUUGAUCCCGAGAAGUUUGACACCCUCCCGCAGUUGGUGGAAGACCUUCACAAGCAUGGCCAGUACUACGUCAUGAUCCUGGAUCCUGGAAUCAGCAGCACUAAUCCUCCUGGUUCUUACUGGCCUUACGAUGAAGGCUUGAGACGUGGCAUAUUCAUAAAUACUACUCAGGGGCAAACACUGAUUGGACAGGUGUGGCCUGGCCUCACUGCUUUCCCUGACUUCUCCAACCCAGACACUUACCAGUGGUGGCUGGAGAAUCUGAACCAGUUCCAUACUCGUGUCCCCUUUGAUGGGCUUUGGAUCGACAUGAAUGAACCAUCCGACUUCAAGGACGGGUCGGUGGAUGGCUGUUCCCCAGGGGAACUUGAUAACCCUCCCUACGUGCCUGCCGUGCUGGGCGGGUCCCUCUCUGCAAAGACCGUGUGUGCCUCGGCGAAGCAGAGCACCUCCGUGCACUACAACCUCCACAACCUUUACGGGCUGAUGGAAGCCAAAGCCACAGCUAGCGCCUUGAUCCAGAUCCGAGGGAAACGCCCGCUUGUGAUUUCUCGCUCCACCUUCCCCAGCCAGGGCAGGUACUCAGGACACUGGCUCGGUGACAACAGGAGCAAGUGGAAGGACAUGUACUGGUCAGUCCCAGGGGUGCUGAGCUUCAAUCUCUUUGGGAUCCCGCUGGUUGGGGCGGACAUCUGUGGGUUCUCAGGCACCACCUCGGAGGAGCUGUGCACCCGCUGGAUGCAGCUUGGAGCCUUCUACCCCUUCGCCCGAAACCACAACACCCAGAAUGAAAAGGCCCAGGAUCCGGUGGCGUUCAGCUCGGUGGCGCGGACGGCCAUGAAGGAGGUGCUGCUGACGCGCUACGCCCUGCUACCCUUCCUCUACACGCUCUUCCACCGGGCACACCUGCAGGGCCACACCGUCGCUCGAGCCUUGUUCUUUGAGUUUCCACAGGACGUGAUCACGUACUCGAUUGACAAGCAGUUUUUGUGGGGGCAGAGCCUGUUGGUGACACCCGUGCUGGAGCCUGGAGUGGACUCUGUGAUUGGCUACUUCCCCAGAGGGGUGUGGUACGAUUACUACACGGGCUCCUCUCUGAACAGCAGUGGGGAGAGCCUGAAGAUGGCCGCUCCGCUGGACCACAUCAACCUGCACAUCCGGGAGGGCGCCAUUCUCCCCACCCAGAAACCCGGGAGCACCAGCUGGGUGAGCAGCGGGAACCCCCUGCGCCUGAUCGCGGCCCUGUCCCAGAAUGCCAGCGCCUGGGGGGACCUCUUCUGGGAUGACGGCGAGAGCCUGGACACUUUUGAGAGGGGUGACUACUCCUACCUGGUGUUCAACGUCACGCAGAAUGUCUUCACCUCCACUGUCCUUCACGCCAAUGUGGAAGCCACCUACAUCACUGUGGAUGUGCUGAGUGUCUAUGGGGUCCGGGAGAAGCCCAGCAGAGUCACUGUCAACGGCAAAGAGAAUCCCUUCUCCUACCUGGACAACCAGGUUCUCACGGUGAGCGACCUCAACCUCAACCUCAGCCAGGGAUUCUCCAUCCGCUGGCUGUGACGGCCGCACGCGCCUGGGAUGGCUGAGCUGGAGCUGGGCUCUGGAGGCUUCUCCGUCCGUCCGUGUGUCUGUGUGGGGGGUGGGGAUAGAGGUGUGCUUCUGUGCAUCCAUGUGCAUGCGCGCACAUGCCAAGGCCCCAGCUGUGGGGUGCCGCUCUGGCUGGCUCUGUGUCCCAGCUCAGGGCUGCCUCCCUCCCACAGCGGUUUGGACAUAGACUCUGGGUUCCACAGCUGCUUCGUGCCUGAGCCCAGCAGGGCUGCACAGCCUGCCUUUCCUGGCUCUCCCUGUCCUGCCUUCGCCUUUCCCCACGGGACUACUCCUGCAGGCCAGCGAGAGCCAAAAACUGCCCUGCCUAUGCCCCUGCCCCCGAGCUCCGCCGAAGACGCUCUCUGCCUUGGCCCUGGAUGCAGGGUUUAUGUUUAAAGACUCGGCUGUCCCAUGCUCUGGGGGGCUGGUGAGAGGCUCUGGUCAGCGAUUCUGUUUGCCUGUCUCCCGACACCAGCACACUAAGGUCUCCUGUGCCCCGGCUUUCACACUCUGCUGGCACGGUGCAUCCCUGAGGGCGUCAGCAUGCUGGGGUAGGGGCGUGUGCUGUGCUGCACAACCGGCAUGCUGGGUCAGCACUGACCUUUCUCCAGCCACUUGUCCCGGUGUCUGUCAGUACUGCAGCACACAGGGGGUGGGGAGGGAAGCACUGCUGGCAGUGCCAGCGUACACAGGGCUCCAUGGGGGCCCUGGCUCUCCACCCCUCGGCCCACCAGACCCACAUGGCACCGCGGGAGCAGCCUCAGCGCUAGCGACAGUAGUGGGAUUUUCAGAAGGAAGCUGAGAGCCGUCCAGAGCCGGGUCUGGCUGUGAUGUGGGUGUCAGGGCUGGGAGAGGUUAGGGAAAGGCCCCUGACUGCUCCUCAUGGUGCUGCUCUGUCUGAGAUGAAUAAAGGCAAGUGGAGGUG
Mauremys reevesii (Reeves's turtle) is the source of this 4067-nucleotide messenger RNA. Its product is annotated as lysosomal alpha-glucosidase-like. The coding region runs from base 326 to 3115 and encodes 929 amino acids. Gene Ontology annotation, molecular function: alpha-1,4-glucosidase activity; carbohydrate binding. The record is from RefSeq and is a predicted model, not a curated record. The transcript is spliced from 20 exons. Gene Ontology annotation, biological process: carbohydrate metabolic process. NCBI's taxonomy places the organism in Eukaryota, Metazoa, Chordata, Testudines, Geoemydidae.